AUGGUAUCCGCCCAGUGGCACCCUCCUCACGCGGAAGAUCAGCCAUAUGCGCACCUCAUUCUCACCACCCAUGUCUUCGACCGUGGUUUCCAAGCGGGCUCCGUGCUCGGAGUAGCCGUUGGAAUUCUCUCGGUGGCCAGCAUCAUCACGCGCUCGACCGGAUCCGCUGCCUUCCUCGGCUCGUGCGCCAUGACAAUCGUGCUCCCUAUUCGCAUGGCAGGCAAGGAAAGAAUCGAGUGGCAGGAUCGGGCCUGGAGGUUGCUCGAGAAUAAGGGGCAGGUGGAGGUCGAUACUUGGUCUUCAAUAGGGAUGACGGCCGGAAUCGGAAUGACAGCUGUGAUCAUGAGGAGGAAUGCGCUGCGACUGGAAGUGUGGAAGCAUCUGGUUGGGGGAGCUGCACUUGGGAAUCUGGCUGGUGUUGUCGGAUAUCUGGGGUGGAGAUAUGGCGUGAAUGGAGGGCAUACAGAUUGA
Molecule: messenger RNA, 471 nt
Organism: Aspergillus fumigatus Af293
Lineage: Eukaryota; Fungi; Ascomycota; Eurotiomycetes; Eurotiales; Aspergillaceae
Exons: 2
Coding region: 1-471 (156 amino acids)
Source: RefSeq, a predicted model, not a curated record